AGUUCCAAAGUCUGAACUCUGUGUGUGAGAGAGAGAGAGAGAGAGUUGCAGCAAUGGAAGCAAAGAAGGUUCACAACGGCAGCAAUAGAGACAAGAAAUUGAAACGAAAAGAGAUACUGGAAAAGAAGAAGGCUAUUGAUGAAAUUAUAAAAGCUGCAUCGAAUGAGAAGGAUCAUCUAACUUCUUUUCCACCCUUCCGCCAUUACGACAGAAAUGGGUUAUCUGUAUACAUGGAGUCAGGUUCUGGAGAGCAUCUAUCCUCUUCUAUGAAGCGUUAUAUUCAGAAUCUCCUUAAGGUGAAUAUGGAGGGCCCAUAUGGACCAGAAUGGCCAACAGAAGAGAAAGUGAAGCGCAGGGAGAUGGUUGCUCCAGAGGCUCGCUAUAUAUUUGUUCGUGAGGCUCCAACUGCAAGUAUAAAUGAGAAUUCAACAAAAGAAAGUAAUAUGGCAUGUAUUCAUCUCACAGGAGAUGGAGAUCCUCUUGUUGGAUUUGUGCACUACCGCUUUAUUGUGGAGGAAGAUGUACCUCUUGUUUAUGUGUAUGAACUACAGCUGGAGGCUCGUGUACAAGGGAGAGGAUUAGGGAAAUUUUUGAUGCAAUUAAUUGAGCUUAUUGCCCGCAAGAACCACAUGGGUGCUGUGAUGCUAACUGUUCAAAAAACCAAUGUUUCAGCCAUGAAUUUUUAUACAAAUAAGCUAAGAUAUACAAUCUCAUCAAUUUCACCAUCAAGAGUCGAUCCAUUGAUAGGGUUGGAGAAGAGUUAUGAAAUUCUUUGUAAAGCAUUUGACCAUGAAUCCAAAUCCAAAUUAGAGGAAAGAAACUUUUUUAUUGAUGAGUAACUUCUCCAGCCAACUACCCAAACUUUUGAAAGAAAGCCGCACGCCUCACUUUGCGCCAAAUGCCCUUUGCACUAUUUCGCGCCUUGUGCUUUUAAAACACUGGACGCAUUUUAGACCAGAUCCACUUUCUCUCUUUCACACACAGACAUAAAGUAGUUCCUAUUAUCUUCUGCACUUGAUCUGGUUGCAUCUCCAUGCUUUUUGGUUAAGGGCCAUGUUUCCCUUUUCCAAACCUUUUCAUUUUUCUUAGUAUGUCUUUAUAAACCAUUCUAAUUUAUCUUUGUGGAAAUACAAUUUAAAUGUCAAUUUGUCCUUUAUUUGGCACUUGUCAAGUGUCCUUUCAUUAUUUUCUAGACUUUCCAAAAAAUGCCAAGCACUGCUGCAUAUUUGGAGGGAUACUUAACUUGUGUUCUAACCUAGUUUUGAUAUGGCUUAUUGUCCAUGAUCCCGCAACCUAGUUUUGAUAUGGGCUUAGCACGGUUGAAUUGAAUUAGGUAGAUCAUGAUGGCUGGCUGCAGUCACCGCCAGCGUUUUAACUUUGAAGACUCGGACCGGACUAAAGACCAGAAUGCCUCAUGGCUCCCAGAUUUACUGGUUAAUCGGCCAGUUUGCCCUUCAGGCUUCAACCUAUGAAAACCUGCCAAAAUUGUCAUUAACUGUGAGUCUGAAAGACCAUUGGUUCACGAUUUUUAUGGGCUGACCAUCCAGUCUGGGUCGAGUCUUAAAACUCACCGCUAUCUCUUUAAAUUUUAAUUUUUGUUUUAUGACAAGCUGUCUUUCCUUUAAACCUUUUU
This is a messenger RNA of Nelumbo nucifera (sacred lotus), 1633 nucleotides long. Its product is annotated as Acyl-CoA N-acyltransferases (NAT) superfamily protein. Gene Ontology annotation, molecular function: protein N-terminal-serine acetyltransferase activity; histone H4 acetyltransferase activity; histone H2A acetyltransferase activity. Gene Ontology annotation, cellular component: nucleus. NCBI's taxonomy places the organism in Eukaryota, Viridiplantae, Streptophyta, Magnoliopsida, Proteales, Nelumbonaceae. The record is from RefSeq and is a predicted model, not a curated record.